CCUACAAUCACCAAUCAUAAUUUCCUGCCAGAUAAUGGUCCUUUGUUUUCAUUGAUACAUUAAGCAGGUACACUCUUGUCCGAUGCAACACUGGGAAGAAUAAUUCAAAGCAUUCUCAAGAAAAACAUAUAAUUUUGUCCAAACCGAAUUGAUUGGAAGAAAACAUAGUGUCUCUGCUGUUUAUUCCUGUAGUUUGCAGCAACUUCUUCUGGAAGUUACUGAACCCCAGUUCGAAUGGAACCUUUUCCGGCAUGAUAUUCGUUUGAAUGCACGUUUUUAAAAAAUUUUCCAGCUAACACAUUGUGUUUUGUUUUGGUUGCAGCAAAUGGGUAUUACGUUCUGGAGACCUGGGAGGGCGAGGCUGCGGAUGCGCAGGCGCGGGUGCCGGCGCUAACGUCACGGGGAGGCUGGCGGUGUCAUGGCGGCUGCCGGUCAGCGACUCGGAGCCUUUUCCAUGUAAACAGCUCGACGGCUCGUCCUCUCCCUCCCUCCCCCCUUCCCCCUCCCCACCCCUCCCCCUCCCUAUCCCCCUGCCCCCACCCCUCGGCCGCGCGCACCCCGCCUCAUGGAAUGUCAUGACGGUGCCGAGCGGGGCGGCGCGGCCGUGGAGUUCGCCGGGGCCACGCCGAGCACCCAGGGCGAUGGCCAUGGCGGCGGGCGGCUGAAAGGCUCCUGCCGGCCUGGGGAGGCCGCCACCCUCGGCCCCACCCCCGCUCCGAGUUCCGGGACACACCUGGGUGGAGAGGAGGAGAGCGAGAGGGUGCAGGACGCCGCCGUUACUGAGAAAGUGAGGGAAGAGGGAGACCAGCGAAACUUGGUAAACAAGAUGGGCGAGCUGUGCGCCGAGGUUGAGAGUGGCUUAGCGAAAGGAGCCCUGCCUGGCCUGCCACAGCAACCGCCCCCGCCGCAGACUGACGCUCAGAUCCAGGACGAAGGCAGUCCGACUAAAACCCCUGAGGGUGACAAGAAUCAUAGUGCCAGUGACCAAAGCUUGCCCGGAGAAUCGCAAAGCAUCGACUCCCUGGAGUCAUUUUCCAAUCUGAACUCCUGCCCGAGCUCUGACUUGAACAGUGAAGGGGCUGAAGACCGGGCUCUGGCUCUUGCUUUGCAGACUGAAGAGUAUAAUGGCAAGGAUGGUAUUGCCAAACCAUCUAGUUCGAAGGAGAGGUUCCCGGGACAGUCAGUCUAUCACAUUAAAUGGAUCAAGUGGAAAACCGAAAACACGCCCAUUAUUACACAGAAUGAAAAUGGCCCUUGUCCAUUGCUCGCAAUUAUGAACGUUCUUCUUUUAGAAUGGAAGAUUAAACUUCCACCUAUGAUGGAAAUUAUAACAGCAGAACAGUUAAUGGAAUACUUAGGUGACUAUAUUCUCGAUGCAAAGCCAAAAGAAAUCAAUGAUGUUCAGAGAUUAAACUAUGAGCAGAACAUGAGUGACGCAAUGGCCAUUCUACACAAGCUGCAGACAGGACUCGAUGUAAAUGUGAAGUUUACUGGUGUAAGAGUGUUUGAAUAUACACCCGAGUGCAUAGUGUUUGAUCUUCUUGAUAUUGCACUUUACCAUGGAUGGUUGGUUGAUCCACAGACGGCUGAUGUAGCGAAGGCAGUGGGAAUGUGCAGCUAUAACCAGCUGGUUGAGAAGAUUAUCUUCUGUAAACAAUCAGAGAACAGUGAACUUGUCAGUGAAGGGUUUGUUGCAGAACAAUUUUUAAACAGCAGUGCAACCCAACUGACAUUCCAUGGGUUAUGUGAACUGAUUUCUACCGUUGAAGAAGGAGAGAUGUGUGUGUUCUUCAGAAAUAACCAUUUUAGUACAAUGACAAAACACAAGGGCCAGCUGUAUCUACUGGUGACAGACCAGGGCUUUCUGACAGAAGAGAAGGUGGUCUGGGAGAGUUUACACAAUGUGGACGGAGAUGGCAAUUUCUGUGACUCUGAAUUUCACCUGAGACCUCCAUCUGACCCAGAAACUGUGUACAAAGGACAGCAGGAUCAAAUAGAUCAGGACUAUCUGAUGGCCUUGUCCUUACAGCAGGAGCAGCAAAGCCAGGACUUAUCCUGGGAGCAGAUUCCUGAAGGAAUUAGUGAUCUGGAACUAGCAAAAAAACUGCAGGAAGAAGAAGACAGACGAGCAUCCCAGUUCUAUCAUGAACAGGAACAGGCAGCUGCAGCUCAAAGCCAGGAAGGUCAACAAUCACAGGCAGCAACUGCUGGCAAACAACCUGCGGGCACUGAACGGAAACAGCGUAAGGAAACAAAGGAAAAAGAAAAGGACAAAUGCAUUCUCUUGUGAUGGAGGUUGGAGUUUACCAGGAACUAAGUGCAUAACCCUUUAAAGAUGAUAUGCCGCCUGUGCCUGAUCCCGAAUUGUUCACACUUUGAGAAGCGAAGGGAUGACUUCUUUACUACAGUCGGCCAAACUUUGUUCAAUGUUGCACAAUGCACUAUAUUCACAAUGGAGUUUCUAUGGCAUUGAUUGAUGCAGUUACAUUUCAUUUGACAUAAAUCAUUGUUCAAAACAUACAAGAAGCACCUUUAUGUGUUAACAGUGAAAUCACAAUGCUUGUUUUCAAUAUCACUAAAUUAAUUAAUGCAAUCAGCUAAUAAGCUAUCUUGGCUAAUACUGCCUCAAUUUUAUUACAGGACAAUGGCAGUUUCACGGUAUGUUUAGUUUUAAUGCUCACAAUAAGUGACAAUAGCUAGAUUUUUAUUUUAGCUUUCAUUAAGUGCUACUAGAACUGAUCAGCCCAGUGAAUUACAGAAAACAAAUAAAAAUGGUCUUUCAUGCAAUGGCUUGUUUAAGAAAUGCUGACACAAAUUUUGAUAGGAUACACAUGGAGAAGUUGAACAAUAUUUUGUCCAAUUGACAGCUAUUUUUCCAUGAGCUGGUUUUAUUUUGAGCCAUAUUAAUCUGAAGGAAUACAAAAAGACAGGUUAACAUUUAAUAGUGGUAUCUCUUGCUUCAAGUUUUCUUUAACUGAAUGAAUGUGCUUUAUGUUUUGAAGGAAUUUAAUUUUUUUUCAAAAAAAUCGUGUGGAAAUGUGUGAAAGCAGUGAUAAGGAAUGUAAGGUAUCAGCAAGUUAGCAAACAAAAUCAUGAGUGAAUAUACUCUGUAUUUUCACUAAGAUAGUGUUUUAACUUGACAAUAAAAUUGUAAGCUUAUUAAUGAGUUGUGGAAGGCCCAAAACAUGGUUGAAACCUUGUGUUCCGCGCAAUGUUUUUCGACCAGCACAAUACAUGAACAGCAGCAUUCUUUCCAAUAACAGAUUAAUGCCUUCAAAAUUGUUUGGUCAAAUAUUAGUCAAGCCCAUAGGCAGUAGCUAAGUUAGGUUUCUAAAUGGGACCAAUAUCCAAAUGGUGAAAUUAUAACAUGAUGAUAGAAACAUAACUUUAUUCCUUGCGGUCUGUAUGAUACAUUUAAUAUGAUGGUAAGACGUUGUGCAUGUAUUGUUCGUUGGGACAUGGUUAAUGGAACAUGCAAACAAACACUAAAUUGUUGAUGGUGAAGUUUGAAGGAAUACUGUCUGAAAGUUCAUUUUUAUACUGUUGAGGUUGGCUUAGAUUAUGAUCAUCCUUCUAAUAAUGUAGCUGUUUUUGUGGAUUUUAAUACAUGGACCAGUUUAUUUAUUUGAAUACCUCUAAAAGGGCACCCUCAGUUAAGAGUGCUUGAAGCAGUUUUACAUAAAGAGGAGACAUGUUGCAACCCUUUGGCAACUGAGGGGGGGAAAACAUAAAAACAUUAGACCUGUUUACUUAGACGUAAAUAUUUAUUCAUUAUGAAAUCAUUUUAAAUUAUUUCGAGGUGGGCAACCCAAGCAUUUUUUAAAAUGGUUUUUGAAGGAAUCGUGUUGCACUUAGAAAUUUCCUUGCAUUAGGAAGUUCUUUACCUAGAAUAGGUAUAGUGAACAAGAUUGUUUGAGGGAAUUGCUUUGAUUGAGGGAAUUGCUUUGAAUUGCCUGGCUGUGUUGUGGAUUAGCUGACAUCUGUAAUGCAUGAUAAUUUUAUAGGUCCUGCAGUAACUGUUCACCCAUUCUAUUGUAAACUUGUAUUUGCCUCAUUAAAAUAUAUUGAUAUUAAAAGUACCAGAAAAUCAAAUAUGUAUAGAUCUAAUUAUUUGCAGUCCUAGACUAGCAUUUCCACGCUAGGUAUUGAUGUAAAUUUUUCAAGAACAGAUAUUAAAUACCUAAACCAGACUGGUACUGAAAGUGCUGUACAACUGCCCACCAAUAAUAACCUCUUCAGAGUCCAUUGAAAAAUUGGGUAACUGUUCAAAAUUUAGAAUCUGUAACAGAAUUGCAGUGGAGACUGAGGUGAGAGUCUUGUGUAGCAAGUGCAACUCUGCUUACGGGUAUAUGCAGUACCUUAAAUAAUAAUCCAAUAUGUGCAAUUGACUUUUUAAUAUUUUUAAUUCUCUGCAUAAAGACAGCUAAGAACUAUGCUAAAUGUCACCUCCUGGACCAAAUGUACUUUAAAUAUCAUUUUGUUCUGUGUUUGCUCAUUUAUAGGGAAUGGUUACAAUUAAGCAAUUCUGCAAAGCAAACUUUGUGAAUCUUAUUCAGAAUACUGGGUCUGAAUGCUCUGCUGAAAUUUGGUACAAGAAAGCUCAAAAUUGACCAAACCUUUUCAUUUCUGAGGAAGCUAGAUGUUGCCAUUUCAAGUAAUACAUAAAAACAAGACAUUUUAACCAUGUCAAUCUCUCACAGCACCUAUGGGUCGAGGGUUAUGUCAUUUUUCUAUCACAAUAAUGCACAUUAAAGUUAGCAACAUCGUGUGUGUAUUUGACUAUCAAUAGUAAUGGAAAAGCCAAGUAUAGAACAGUGUUAGUUUCAGUAGCUUUUGUACUUUUCAGUUCAUUUCAGGGUCUUUGAGACUUAUCUUUUAUCAAAAUACUUGUAAUUUUUUUUUAAAUACACAUUGUGAAAGAUAUGUUUCAAGUCUGCUCUAUGUAAUUUCUUGUAAGUUUCUUCUGGAUUACAGCUACCAUAAUAACUUGUUUUUUGUAUGCUUGUAUUCUUGCAAGUCCUGCACUUUUAGGAGUGAUUUUCCUUUUGGUAGUUUUUGAUUACUAAACAUUAAAUUCCAUUUGUUUUGUGACCAAACAUCUAUGUAGCAUACUGCCAUAAGGUGUUAUAUACUUGUUGGUGUGGAUUAUGUGAGUUUUGACAAUCUCCUGUCUUUCUUUGAGUGGCACAAAAAAACCUUAAUUGGCACUUGGCACAUUAAGAAGUAAUUGCAAAGAGAAACUUUCUAUGGAACGGAGACUUUCUUGUUCAUAUUUUUGGUGUUAACUGAAGGUUGAGAAUAUAGCUAAUUCUUAUUGUCUGCAUCUUGUUACCCCAUCCAGUUUGGAAAAAUUCGAAGACAGCAGUACAUGGUGCCAUCAUAAUUCUCAAGUUCCACUUUAGUGGGUAAAUCUACAAUGUUACAUUUUAUGCUUUGUAUGUACUUUGUUUAUUUGCAAUAUACUAAGUUAUCUUCUGAACAUCCUGGAGGAGCAAUUGAGGAGUAUUUUGGUAAUGGAAUUUCUAGGUUUUUGAAAUCUUAAAAUAGGAAGCACAUCAUGUUUGCAAACAGGAAAAAUAACAAUGAAAGUGUUUAACACAUUAAUACUGACAUGGAACAAAUGAGAUAACAUAGUAAUUUGGGUGUCAAAGUUCAAAAUCACUGCCCACAUUAUAAUUGUAGAGUUAUUUAUGUUUACACCUUAAAACUGACAAAUAAAUCUAUUAGCCCAUAUCUCAUUACAGAGCUUUUUACUGUGUUUGGCAUAGAUUGAGCACGAAAUGCUAAGCAGUGAGUGGUAUCCGAAUAGUCUCUUGUAAAUUUGUGCAAGAAAUUUUAGGAAAUGGUAUACUGUGACCAAAUCAGCUUUUCCAGCUGAACUGUACACCCAUUAGUGCCUAGAAAACCAUCAAAAAAAGUAAAAUGUGGCUUUAUUUGCAGUUUUACAAGUGAAACAUUACUGGAAUCAUGUUACAUUGGAGCAUUCAACUUUGGUCAAAUGUCUUUAAUUUAUUUCGUACCAGUUAGUGCAAAGACUUCUGUUGUUGCAGAAGGCUGUUAAAAUUGGUAAAACAUUAAACUAAAAUAAAACACAUUUCUUGCAAUGA
Messenger RNA from Chiloscyllium plagiosum (whitespotted bambooshark), 6107 nucleotides. RefSeq names its product MINDY lysine 48 deubiquitinase 2 (gene mindy2). Gene Ontology annotation, molecular function: K48-linked deubiquitinase activity; cysteine-type carboxypeptidase activity; cysteine-type deubiquitinase activity. Gene Ontology annotation, biological process: protein K48-linked deubiquitination. Gene Ontology annotation, cellular component: cytosol; cell periphery. NCBI's taxonomy places the organism in Eukaryota, Metazoa, Chordata, Chondrichthyes, Orectolobiformes, Hemiscylliidae. The record is from RefSeq and is a predicted model, not a curated record.